Messenger RNA from Fibroporia radiculosa, 603 nucleotides. RefSeq lists its product as uncharacterized. NCBI's taxonomy places the organism in Eukaryota, Fungi, Basidiomycota, Agaricomycetes, Polyporales, Fibroporiaceae. The transcript is spliced from 3 exons. Bases 1 to 603 code for a protein of 200 amino acids. The record is from RefSeq and is a predicted model, not a curated record.
AUGCCUCUCGUCCUUACAUUCUCGGAGAAUAACCCACUAGACUCGACUAUCGUCGACGAGAGCACGCACGUCCCGACUCCUCGCUACGAGACAUUCACCAUCAAGGUGACGGGCGGCCAGAGUAAGACGACUUUGUGGGCGCUGGCCCCAUCGCGCAGCAUCGUAGCGGAGGUGGAAUGGGAGCGGUCAUUCAAGUCGGGCAAAAUCACGAUGGAGGGCCGAUGCAUGGAGAUGGAUGCACUGUUGCUUGGAGGCGGCUUUCUUAGUCGAACUGUGCGUAAAUUUCAGCUUCCCGGAGGGCGACUAUACAAAUGGAAGCAAUCUGGUGCUGUGGAUCUCAAACUUGUCGACCCGGAGGAUGGCUCUCUUAUUGCGCGUUCGUUGCACGCCAAGUUAGGGAUGUUUGAGGAGCAACGAGACUUGACUCUAGAAAUCUCGGAUAGAGGCCUGGCCUCCCUCAACUUGAUCCUGCUCACGUUUCUGUUGGUAGAGCAUCUCGCAAGAGAGCAGCGCCGCGCGUCUGUUCGUAUGAAUCCCGUCAACAAUAUCAACAGCCUCAACAUGAUCAAUACAAUGAAUGUCAUCAAUAUGACCAGUAUAUAA